This is a messenger RNA of Medicago truncatula (barrel medic), 936 nucleotides long. RefSeq lists its product as uncharacterized. The transcript is spliced from 4 exons. Lineage: Eukaryota; Viridiplantae; Streptophyta; Magnoliopsida; Fabales; Fabaceae. Bases 315 to 629 code for a protein of 104 amino acids. The record is from RefSeq and is a predicted model, not a curated record.
UCUUUCAUUCCAAACUUAUUUCUUUUUCUUCCUCACUUUCUCUCUCUUCCUCUGCCUCACAACUCUCUCACGUAAACCUCACUCUCCCUCCAUGAAACUAUUUUUUUCUCUACCUUCUUUCUUCAUUUCCGAUCAACUUCGGCCGCCUCACACAGAAAUAAAACCACCAUAAUCUUCCUCUCUUCAUCCUCUUCAAAACCCACUAAUUAAUUUAUAGAUCUAUCAAGUUCACUCAUGAGGUGAUUUCUAAAAUUGUUGUUUUCCGACCACCGUGGACUGCCUAUGGAGAAAUUAAACAGAAUAUCUCCUUCACCAUGAAUGCUACAGUAAAACACACAAAAAUUUAUCUUCAUUGGAGAAACUUCACCGGUGACCACAGCACCGGAAUUCGCUUCCGCCGCGCCGGAGUUACAAUCAGAAGCUUCUUUUAUUUUCAUUCAGAUCUCUUCAAAGCAAUAGGUGGAGAAAAAAUAGAGGAAUUGGAACAACUGCAACAUGCUGUGAUCCAUAUCUUUGUUUUCCUUGGCUUACCUCUUCUUAAUGUUAGUGUGGAAGAUAUCACAACCAAUUACACGUUUGAGAAUUUCUCCUUCAAGGCAAUAUUGGAGCAAUGGGGGACUAGCAUGUGACUAAUUUUACAUGGAUAGGAAGGUGUUGCUAUAAGCUUCUGCAGCAAGUAUAAGAGUGAAUACAACUGUCUAUCAUGUUCUUCAAUAGUGUGUUACAUACAAAAACAAUAGACAAUUUUUUUAAAAAAGUAUAUAGAUUGAUUGAAAGGCAAAAAAUAUUAGACAAUUGUGUAUUAAGUUCUUUAUCAAAUUUGUAACUCAAAUUGAUUAAAUUGAUAUAAAUGAUGUAUGAUUUACGGGAAGCAUAACAGAUGCUUACUUAUUUGUGAAGUAGAUGUUUAAGCUAUUAUUGACAAUGACUUUUUAC